Molecule: messenger RNA, 6551 nt
Organism: Ailuropoda melanoleuca (giant panda)
Lineage: Eukaryota; Metazoa; Chordata; Mammalia; Carnivora; Ursidae
Gene: LHX4
Product: LIM homeobox 4
Exons: 6
Coding region: 256-1428 (390 amino acids)
Biological process (GO): regulation of transcription by RNA polymerase II; neuron differentiation
Cellular component (GO): nucleus
Molecular function (GO): RNA polymerase II transcription regulatory region sequence-specific DNA binding; zinc ion binding; DNA-binding transcription factor activity, RNA polymerase II-specific
Source: RefSeq, a predicted model, not a curated record
CGUCUCCUCAACCCGGGAUGUGCACCUACCCCGGAGAGCGAGAUCAAAGGGAUUUGAAACAGACUGAGGACUGGCGGGGGGAGGGGGCCAGCCAGCCUGUGGAAUCCUCCCGGAGAGGCGGAGGUCCGUCCGGCUUCCACCGUGACUUCGGCGGCCUGGUUGGGUCUUUAUUAUUAUUUUCAAAUUUCUGAAUCCAGCUUAAGCGAGAGAGCAAGAGAUCUCCGUAGACUGCGACUCCCUGGCUCUCGCUCCAAGAUGAUGCAGAGCGCAGCUGUCCCCACGGAGGGGGCUGUCAAGGGGCUCCCGGAGAUGCUUGGUGUGCCGAUGCAACAGAUCCCUCAGUGCGCUGGCUGCAACCAGCAUAUCCUGGACAAGUUCAUCCUGAAGGUCCUGGACAGACACUGGCACAGCUCUUGCCUCAAGUGUGCGGACUGCCAGAUGCAGCUGGCUGACAGGUGCUUCUCCAGGGCCGGGAGCGUCUACUGCAAGGAAGACUUCUUCAAGCGCUUCGGCACAAAAUGCACGGCCUGCCAGCAGGGCAUCCCCCCGACCCAGGUGGUGCGCAAGGCGCAGGACUUCGUCUACCACCUGCACUGCUUCUCUUGCGUCAUCUGUAACCGGCAGCUGGCCACGGGGGACGAGUUCUACCUCAUGGAGGACGGGCGGCUGGUGUGCAAGGAGGACUACGAGACGGCCAAGCAGAACGAUGACUCCGAGGCCGGGGCCAAGCGGCCCAGAACCACCAUCACAGCCAAGCAGCUGGAGACGUUAAAGAAUGCCUACAAGAACUCCCCCAAGCCCGCCCGGCACGUGAGGGAGCAGCUUUCCUCGGAGACCGGCCUGGACAUGAGGGUCGUACAGGUUUGGUUUCAGAACCGAAGGGCCAAGGAGAAGCGCCUGAAGAAGGACGCGGGGCGGCAUCGCUGGGGGCAGUUCUAUAAGAGUGUUAAGCGGAGCCGGGGCGGCAGCAAGCAGGAGAAGGAGAGCUCUGCGGAGGACUGUGGGGUCAGUGACAGUGAGCUGAGCUUCCGAGAGGAUCAAAUUCUCUCAGAACUUGGCCACACCAAUAGGAUUUAUGGCAACGUGGGGGACGUUACAGGCGGACAGUUAAUGAAUGGGAGCUUCUCCAUGGACGGGACAGGACAAUCCUAUCAGGACUUGAGGGAUGGGAGUCCCUAUGGAAUCCCCCAGUCUCCCUCCUCCAUAUCGUCCCUGCCAUCCCACGCUCCUUUGCUCAAUGGGCUGGAUUACACGGUGGACAGUAAUUUGGGCAUCAUUGCGCAUGCAGGGCAGGGAGUGAGCCAGACGCUGAGAGCCAUGGCUGGGGGACCCACCUCUGACAUCUCCACGGGAAGCAGUGUAGGCUAUCCCGACUUUCCAACGAGCCCAGCCUCUUGGCUCGAUGAAAUGGAUCAUCCUCCUUUUUAAACAUCUCUCCUCCCCACCCUACCCGUCCUGGCUUGAGAGAAUAUCUUCAAGGAUCAAAAGAGACUUGUCUUUUAAGGAUCAAAAGUGCGCCAAUGUGAAUUUCCAUUAUUUUCAAUGGAAGUCCUCCACUGAUCCCUAGGCGGGCGAGAGACCAGACCACACAAGGGCCCUGUUAUCCUGGGGAAGUAGUGGGAAGGCAGCCUCCUCUUAGAACACAGCACAGGGGUGCAGAGCCUGGAGCGCUAGGGUGCUGCUUGGUGGCUUCCUACCCCCAUCCUGCUUACAGGCUUUGGCUGCUCGGUGCUUGGUAGCACGAGGGGACCGUCAGGCCACCUUGGCCUUUGGGAACUCUGCUCCGACUGGUGCGUCCGAUGAGAUGCCUCUCGAACCACUACUACUGCUCUCACCAGAACUGAGGUUGCUGGGGUAGAGGCGUCAUGGCCCUUGAGUAUAGUAAAAGUGAUCUCUGGACCACCCUAUUGAACUCAAAUUUUGAAAAUAAAAAGUCACUUAUUAAAGGUCAGUGAAAACUUUGAUGGCCACCGUUUGAUAUUGAAAACGUCCCCUUCUCCUUCUUCUUCUUUUUUUUUGCUGUGAAAAAUAUGACUUCUUCCCUGCCCAGAAGUACAAGCCAGACAAUAUUUGUCAGUUUGGGUUUUUUAGAAAUCCCGUCCCUAUCACUGAAUCCCUGAUGGCAAGAAGUGGUUUUCCUUGCAGGUGACUCAGGCUGGAGCUGAGUAGCCCUGGACCAUCACAGCAACUGCCAGACGAGUCCCCUCGGUGCACACUGUGCCUCUUUAAUUUGCUCGUAUCAUUUAUUCCACAAGACAGGCUGUGGGUUACAAGGUGAUCAAAGCUAAAAUACGGACAGAACAGAAUGACAAUCAGUGCAAGCGUGCAGGCGCAUGUGGAUUUUAAACGUGCCGUCCGCUUAGCCGUGUCAGCAGGCGUGCCUCGCAGAGCUCCCCAUCCCGCAGGCUGAGGCGGCCUGGAGUCUGUUUGGCAGGCGUUGGUGUAGAUAGAUGAGCUUGUGAGCCCACCCCACCGGCAGCCAGCCCGCCCCAGCCCUUGAAAAACGAGAGCUUUCUCUGUGCUAGCUGACUCAAUUGGACAGUUCUGGAAUCUUCCAAGAGCCAGUAAUGCUUUUUGGCCUGUCUUGGUUGGGAGGAACCGCUAGGGAGCGUCCAAAGGGUCCCAAGUGGUUCUAGGGCCGCAUCUCUCUGGGCUGCUGCCUGGACUCGGCCUGGCCCUGUGGCGUCCCCCGCCUGCGCUCCGUAAGGCGGAGCUCUCCAGCCAGCGGCGGUGACGACCGUCAGCUUGCAGGUUUGCUCUGGCAUCUCACGCAGCCUGAGGCCUGAGGCAGAGGCUUGUUGAGCUGCCCCUGCCCCCCGCCCUGCCCCACGGUCUGCAGGCCCGACACGGGGAACCGCCGGGGGGAGCGAGUGGUGCCGCAGCUCCUACCUUACGCACUGCACCUCGGUGGGUCAGGGAGUACCCCGGGCACACUGUGGGGGAGUGGGGGAGCGGCGUCAGUCCGGUCCCCUUGGGAAAUGGUUCCAGCCUCCAUUUUCUUAAACAAGAGAGUAGGGAAGGGUGAGAAGGCAUUGCCUUUCUUUCACACGAAGUGAUGGGGCACCCUUCCUUCUGUGAGUGCUCCGUCACCUUUUGAGGACCACGGGAUUCAGGCACAUGGUGGGCAGGCUAAAGGAAGACAUAAAACACUUCUUUUGGCUGCUGCAUCUACUAGACUCCUUUCCAGGACUAAACUGAGGUCAGUCAAGCUUCUUGAAAAUAGGUAGACAGUGAAAUCCUGGGAUCACCUUUGCUCUGAUCCAUUCGGAUUGUCCCGUUAUUUUGGUUAUUAUAUUUUGGUCCUGUUAUUAUAUUUUGCUGUGAUUUUUGCUUGGAAAGUCCACAAACGUAGACUUCUUCAGGGUCCCAGUGUGGGGGGUGGUGUGUCAGGUUGCUCCCAGCCUGGUUGCUCCUGGGAAUUCGCCAGUAGUGGGGAAGCUGGGAGUGGGAGCGGGGACACACAUGCAAGAUGAUAAGCCGUGUGAGGGAAAGGAAGACACGACUGUCCUUUUGGAGGACAGCUUCUUCCAUGCACUAGUCUUUGCAGGCUGCUCGCAGGACGCAGGAGAAAGACAGUGUCGGGCCGUGAACCAGUGACACACUGUCCCACGCAGACCGCUAUCUCGGCUUGACUGUUUGGCCUAGUGACUCAUGAGACAUCAGAGGCACUUCACAUCUGUCAUGCGUACAGUGCCGGGAGGGCAGACUCUAGAGAGACAGGCCCCCUCUCUGUGUGCCACUGGUUUUUUAAAGAUCAACUGAAGUUGACCUGGUUUUGGUCUUGUAUGUGACUUCCUCGUGCUCACUCCCGAUUCAGCGGUGGGAGAACGGGAGGCUGUCCGCGUUCCCGCUACUAACGUAAGUCUCCUGCCACACAGUGAGCCGUGCAGCCGACGGUGCUAGCAGCCUGCGGUUGUGGUGGGGUCGGCUGCCUUGAAGAGCCCUUUCGAGAGCACUGGCCAGAAACCUGGGGCGGCCUGAACGAGUUCCCUGUGGCCACCUCCCCAGAAAGCAGCAAGCACUGGUGUCGCAUCUAGAAGAGGAGCCACCAGAGGCCUCAGAUUGGAAGUGGGUCUCCUUGCAAGUGAGGUUAGCGUACGGGUGGGCCAGGGCCACCAGGGAGCCAUCGCUGCCAAGACGAUUCCUUGGCUCUUCUGCGGCUCAGAGAGGGAGAAGAAUAGAACAUCACCUUGAGGUUCCUGUAAAGGCACUCCUCCGGGCUCAUUGGGGUGAUACUCUAAUAGGACAGUAAUAGUCUAGUACUGAGGUACAAGGCGCUGCAUGGGAGUGGUUUCCUCCUUACUAAAACGAUAGGGAUGAAUUAUCAAAAUGAAAUGAGAACUUCUAGAGGCAUUUACAAUAUUUGGGUCUGUCUUUGGGUCUGUCUUUGGCUCUAGGAGGGCAAUGAACCAGCAACCCUUAUCUGCAGCGCCUGGCUGGUAGACCUUAGGGUAGGUGGCUUCUGAAUCCAGGAGCAAAUUAAAGGCAGAAAGAAAAACACCCCGCCCCCAAGUUUCCUGGGGUAACUGGUAUGAGCAAAAAUGGGACCUGAGCGGCUACGGAAGAAUCUACAUUUGCCGAGAAGAAAAGCAUAGAGGAAAUACCAAAUCCAAGGGCUAAGCCCGCCCUCUGGGUAAAUCACAUUGCUGGGGAGCCUGGCUCCUUGCAGGGACUUGCUGUGCAACUCGAGGCCAACCCCUCGCCAUCUUCGUGCUUUCUCUUUCCUGCCCCAUCUGGUAGUUAUGACUAUAAAAUGAAAAUCAGCUAACAUGACUCCUGCGAACGAGUACAGUGAAACAUUAGGGAAAGAGAACAAGAUGUAAGAAAAGCAUUGCGGGUGUCUUUAAAACUUGGUCUUUUUGUUUUUGUUUUUUUGCCAGCGUAAAACACGAAAUCUAUAAGAUCACUGGGGCCAUUAGAUCUUCAUAAUGAAGUUCACAUUGCAAAAAGUGUAAGAAGUCUGUAGAACAAAAGACAUUAAUGGCUGUGAAGCUCAAGCUGGUUAUCCUGAGAUAACUGCCUCCUGGCAGGAGGGGCUCUAAGGCUUCAGCUGAGCAGAAGCCCUCUGACAGGGCACGUCUGGCCCCCAGGCUCCCAUGUGACACUUCCCAUGCACCACGACUGACAACUUGGUCAUAACCACGGAAAUAAUGACCAUACCUCCUCAGCCAGCAGGGGCUGGAGGGACUGAGGAGGGUCAUUUUUAAACAUUGCACUUUAAAAAUUGGAAACCGUGAGAUGAAGAAAAAUUCAAUUAAGCGGAAAUGAGUUUUGUUUUAUUGGCUGCUGCUGACGGGCUCUGGGCAUGCUGAAAGCUAAAUAAAAAAAGCACAUCACUGGCUCUCUCUUUCUUGGAUUGGUCCGUUGGCCCUUUUUGCGGUAGUUGCUCCAACUGCUCUAACACGGUGACUGGAGCCAAAAAGAGAGAGCACGGCAAAGCCAUCCCACCCACACACUGCUUGGUAGGACCCCACGGAAAGCACAGUUUCAUGCUGCGAGCUCUGGUGAGGAGGCAGCUGCAGGUCUGGGAGGUGUGCCAAGCAUUCCUUUCCUUAGGGAGGCAGAGCACAGGUGGACAGAGAAGGACACCCCCACUUUCGUCUGCUGCCCACCUAGAGACAGGAACCAUUUGUACUUCCCCACUUGAGGACUGUGUUCAGCCAAACACGUGGGUUCAGGGCUGCAGGGACCCAGAAGCUGCUCUGAACUUGCAUUCAGACCUCAAAGCCCCAGAUCCCCUAAGCUCUGGAUUGUUGCCCUCACCCUUGGCAGUGUAAAUUUUGUACAGUUCAAAAGAAACAUGAAGUCUCAUUUCCUGGAAAAAAUAAAAAAAUUUAAAAAAAGGACCCACCCAUCCCUAUUUAUUGCCAUGUGACUUUGGAACACAGAAGCUGGUGCGUUUGUUUGUAUAUGCCUCCUGUGUGUUGGCAUGAGAUGUGUAUGGUAAAAUUAUGUCAAAUAAAUAUGGAAAUUCUUUAGAAGCAGAUGUGUCUUGCUUUUCAUUUUCGUUCUCUGGACGUUUUUUCUCUUGAUAUAAUUAGGACAAAAAGCUGAGCUGACAUGGGGUCCUUUCACUACUGGAAGGAAACCCAAAAUACAACUCCAAAUGCCAGAACGACUUAGAGCCAUGAAUACCACAAGUGCUCAAUAAAGGUUCGAUUAGAGGAAGUGCUCUGGUUUUCUGGCAGCAAUUUCCUGGGACCCAAUCCUCUGCUCCUAAACUUGGGGGAUGGGCAGGGAAAACCCACUGACCACAUAAUCUUGGUUACUGUUUGUCCUGCUGCAUUUGAGAAGUCCUUCCCACUUAAACAUCUUCUCCCUAGAGGAAGUAUGUGCAAACAUCUGUAUCUGGGUAAGAGGUGGACCGAGGGAUAGAAACACCUUCUCAGAGUCAUAGGGCUCCUCGAUGAGCUUUUCUAGAAAAACCUUCAUUUGGCUUUCUUCUCUGCAAGGGGUGUUAGCGGCGUGCGGAACCCGAAGGUUAAAGGGGGUGGGAAAAGCAACACGGCUUCUUUCAUCAACAAAACUCACAGUCCUCCGAUUUCUUUAGA